AUGAUAAGAUCUACUUUGAGCAGCUGGAGGGAGUAUCUGACUCCCGUGAGUCACAAGUCGACGUUCCUAUCGACUGGGGAGAUAACACCGGAUGAGUUCGUGGAAGCUGGCGACUACAUGAGCAACAUGUUUCCUACAUGGUCGUGGAACGAGGUUACAAGUGAUAUCAGCUACAGGGACUUUUUGCCUAGAAACAAGCAGUUUUUAAUGACGAGGAAAGUGCCCAGCAACGUCAGGGCUCAGCAAUUUGUAAAUGUUGAUGAGACUGAGACGGAGGUGUUCCUUGGUGAGGCAGGGGAUGGGAAUGGCGAUGAAGAGCAGGAAGGAUGGAUUAAGGAAGGUGUCGACAGCGUCACAAAGCCUGCUGGACAGGAUGAGGAACGGCAGGGACCAGCUGAGACGGACGACAUCGAUGAAAUGAUGAAGGACAUGGAAAUAGAGGGCAUUGAAGAUAUCGUAGACCUGCCUGUGAAUCGCAGCGCAAGGUUCUAUGAUCUGUACAUCACUUACUCCACGUCAUAUCGUGUCCCAAAGAUGUACAUCGUAGGGUUCGACAGUGAUGGGACGCCGCUGACCGCAGAGGAGAUGUUUGAAGACAUAGCGCCUGAUUAUAGAACCAAGACUGCAACGAUAGAGAAGCUUCCCUUUUACAAGACACCGGUGCUAUCUGUGUCAAUCCAUCCCUGCAGACAUGCCAAUGUUAUGAAGAUUCUGCUGGAUAAGGUACGUAACGUCAAGCGAAUGAGGCGUGAAGAGCAGCAGCAGCAACACAAGGAAGAAACUGGUGCUGAUGAUUGGGAAGAUCUACAAGCGGACGUUGAUGAUUCGCUGCGUGUGGAUCAGUACUUGGUGAUAUUUCUCAAGUUCAUUACCAGCGUAACGCCAAGUAUAGAACACGAUUAUACGAUGGAAGGCUGGUAA
This is a messenger RNA of Torulaspora globosa, 921 nucleotides long. RefSeq names its product Atg3p (gene ATG3). Gene Ontology annotation, biological process: autophagosome assembly; nucleophagy; autophagy of mitochondrion. Gene Ontology annotation, cellular component: cytoplasmic ubiquitin ligase complex; cytosol. The record is from RefSeq and is a predicted model, not a curated record. The transcript has a single exon. Gene Ontology annotation, molecular function: Atg8-family ligase activity. NCBI's taxonomy places the organism in Eukaryota, Fungi, Ascomycota, Saccharomycetes, Saccharomycetales, Saccharomycetaceae. Bases 1 to 921 code for a protein of 306 amino acids.